Messenger RNA from Pygocentrus nattereri (red-bellied piranha), 4538 nucleotides. RefSeq names its product gap junction protein gamma 4b (gene gjc4b). Gene Ontology annotation, biological process: cell communication. Bases 1312 to 2478 code for a protein of 388 amino acids. The transcript has 3 exons. Gene Ontology annotation, cellular component: connexin complex. NCBI's taxonomy places the organism in Eukaryota, Metazoa, Chordata, Actinopteri, Characiformes, Serrasalmidae. The record is from RefSeq and is a predicted model, not a curated record.
UUAGCUAGUCUAAGAAUUUAUCUCUGAGAACAUCCAGCAAUUUUUCUGAGUUUAAAGGGAGACUUUCACAGGGCUGGUCGGUGCGGUCAUUCCCGCCUCCAGGAGAACAAUAGUAACUGGCUAUCUCGAAAUGCCCUGCUUUCACGUUAUUUCGGGUUCAGCUUUGUGGGAUUUUGGGGUGCUCUUCCUUCCACAACGACCGUGGCUCACCCGAACCGAGCACGUUAAAAUUGUAAUGUCACUAACGGCUGAAUUACGUGGCUAACUUUGAGGCUGACCGUUGGGGAUGAAGUGAACGUUAAUGUCGUUAGCUAGGUUAGCUGGACGGAGCUGAAGUUUGUUUGCCACUCGCCUGCUGCUUAUUCGAAUUUUCCGUCCCACCUUACGUUUUGUCCCUCGUACAAGCAUCAGAAUUACGUCGUUUAAGGUGGAACGGAAAAUGUGAGUAAGACGCUAACUUAACUUCAGCCUCGUCGUGGUCGGUCAGCCUGAGACUGAGGCGACACGUUGCUUGCGCCACCCAGGCGCGCGUUCACUCCAAACGGUGGAAAAAACAACGCACCGACGCUGAAGUUUCGAGAACAACGAUUUAUUUGUAUUCGAGCUGGUAAAAUACAGAUUGGGAUUGUUUUCCCUCGGUUAACCGGCGACAUUUCCCAUAUUUCGACUGUAAUUUUCGUUACUCCUAAAAACUAGACAGGAUUUUUUUUUUUGUUUGUUUUUUAUCCUGACUGGACCGUCUAGUUAGGUUCGCUAGUUGGCACCACCACACUGAAAUCGUCGUUGUCCGAACUUGCAUAGCUAUCUCGUUACAUCCUCGGCAUUUCUUCGUGCUCGCCCAUGUGCUUGUGCUCUUCCCAGUGCUACUAACCACCUUGCUGUUGUGACAACGGUCGGUAGGCCAUGUGGAAUCUAUUGUCAGUGGUUGUUUUUUCCGGCUGAAAGGCGGUUAUUACUUUUCCAGGGAGGUGUACAGAAGAGAAGAGAAGAACUGACGCCCUGUUAGAAGUCUCAAACCUGUGACACAUACUCGGUCCUUAUGGAGGCCUGUUUAGCAUGUGUAGCCUUGGCAUUUUGCUCCGUUUUGUUGCCUAGAAGGCUUUUUCUAGCUUCUGUGCGAGCUCAGCGUCCUCAUAUUCUGUCUUUGAGGUAAAGGGGUUUGGGCUGGAGGCUUAACUACUCUCCCAGAUGUUUCUCCCACAAAGCUGUUCUGUUCCUGUGCGGCUAAUGCUGGCGCUCUUGGAAUAUAAUGAUCGCCCAGCUUGACUUUUCUGGGCUCAGUACUGAGAAGUGUGUUGUAGCAGUAAUAUCAUGAGCUGGAGUUUCCUUACACGGCUUCUGGAGGAGAUCUCCAACCACUCCACCUUUGUGGGGAAGAUCUGGCUCACACUGCUCAUCGUGUUCCGCAUUGUCUUGACUGUGGUUGGUGGCGAGUCCAUCUACUAUGAUGAACAGAGUAAAUUUGUGUGUAAUACGGGGCAACCUGGUUGCGAGAAUGUGUGCUAUGACGCCUUCGCACCGCUCUCACAUGUCAGGUUCUGGGUUUUCCAGAUCAUCAUGAUUACUACCCCCACCAUCAUGUACCUGGGCUUCGCCAUGCACAAGAUCGCUCGCAUGGAGGACGAUGAGUACAGGCCACGGUCACGCAAGCGCAUGCCCAUGAUCAAUCGCGGCGCCAACCGUGACUACGAGGAGGCGGAGGACAAUGGUGAGGAGGACCCCAUGAUAUGCGAGGAAAUCGAGCCUGAGAAGGAAAAGGAGCCAGAGAAGCCAACUAAGAAGCACGAUGGGCGGCGGCGCAUUAAACGUGAUGGUUUAAUGAAGGUUUAUGUGUUCCAGCUGCUUUCCCGUGUUGCCUUUGAGGUGGCCUUCCUUUUUGGCCAGUAUGUUCUGUAUGGCUUUGAAGUUGCCCCCUCAUAUGUUUGCACACGGAGCCCCUGCCCCCACACUGUAGACUGCUUCGUCUCCCGUCCCACCGAGAAAACCAUCUUCCUGAUGAUCAUGUAUGCCGUGAGCUCACUCUGUCUGUUCCUCACUGUGCUUGAGAUCCUCCACCUGGGUAUCAGCGGCAUCCGUGAUGUUUUCCGCAAUCGAACACGCCGCCACCACCAUGUACCAAUGACUGGCCAGAGGCCCGUGAUGUGCAGUCAAGUCCCAACAGCGCCCCCUGGUUACCACACUGCCUUGAAAAAGGACAACACGGGCAAACUGGCUAUUGGCAUAAAGCCUGACUACAACUUGGGUGACUCGGGGCGGGAGUCGUUUGGUGACGAGACGUCGUCCCGUGAGCUGGAGCGGCUGCGCAGGCACUUAAAGCUGGCCCAGCAGCAUCUGGACCUGGCCUACCAGAGUGAGGAGGGCAGUCCUUCACGCAGCAGCAGUCCCGAGUCCAAUGGCACUGCUGUUGAACAGAACAGACUCAACUUUGAGAAGCAGGAGAAGCAGGGAAGCGCUUGUGAGAAAGGUAUCAGAGCCUGAAUCUGAGAGAUGCUUCUGCUUUCCUGCCUGCCAAGACACUGUCCCAUGGUAAAGGUUGGUCAUCCAGGAAAACGGAUAUGGACAUUAUUGAGUGUUUUUUUUUGUAGGAUAUUUUUGUAAAGCAAUAUGACACUCUUUGUGUGAGCACACUGGUGGACUAAGAACAUUCUGUGCAGUAUUAUAACAAGAGAGUGUCCAUCUCAAAACGUUUCAGCAGCCAGUCAUACUUGAGGGCCAGUCUGCCUAACAUUCCAAAGUACCUCAGAGCAAGGGAAAACUUUCCUCUCUGGAGGUAACUGAGUAGGGUGUUUUUUGUUCUUUUGUUUUUUUUUUUUUUUGUGUGUGUGUCUGUCAUAGGAAAGAUCAGUUUCUUCCAUAUGUUUAACACACUUCUUAUGAAGUGCCAAGGGUUGCAUCUCAAAAAUGCCUUAAAUUUUAACUGGAGUUUACAUAUAUGUUUUGUCAUUCCAAAAAUAAAUGGAUGAGCCAGUGUAAAAACCAUGUUAGACUUUUUGGUUAGCCUAGGUACGUAUAUAGGACACGUAGGUUUUGUGUUUAGUAGAGAACUGUAAUUAGUACUUGCAUGUAUCUGUGAACCAGUGUCAGCCAAGGGCUUCUUAUUGUCAAAGAUGGAACGUUUAGUUACUCAGUUUUGUUUUGUAGACUUUGGGUGUGGACGGUUGAUUUCUUCCAUCAACCAAUGGCCUGAGUUUAAAGUUCAUGAGGGGGUCCUCUGGUCUUGGAUCAGGUUUAUUGAUUGAAUUGUAAGUGGACUUGCAUAGUAAAGUGCAUCUCUGAGAAAGAUUUAAAAUUGAAAUGUUCCAUUACCUGUGAUCAAGUCAACAAUGAUCCAAGACCAGCAGUGUCAUUUACAUAUGACCCCAGGCCAAAAUCACUGUUUGAGAUGUUUUUUGAGAGGCGUCCAAGUGGCCCCAGUUCCAGUAUUUGAAAUUUACAAUCCAAUCCAUUCCAUUCGUAUUUCACAUUCUGAGCUGAUUUAUUGAUGUUGCACAACAAACUCAGUCGUAGGAUUCAGUUCCAUUUUGGGUUUGUGCAUUGAGAAAUACAUCUGUGUUUCUUAAAUUUCUCUGGAUGAACUGGAAGCCAGUGUGUUUGGAGUGGAAGUUUAAUAAACAGCAAUGCGCUGCACAGGCCUGUAGUAGCAGUCAAAUGUGCUGAUUCUAUCUCAGUCUCUGUGACUCAGCUGUGCUGUUCUGGAAUAUCAAAGCCACUUUCUGGUGCCUUUUGUCUGAAUGAUCAAAACAAUGAAAACCUGGAAAAUGCUUGAAUACUUGUGAAUCUUGAUUGCUGACCUACAAGGAAGCUUUUGGUAGUUUCUUCCGUUUUGUGUGAGAUGUGUAUAUGGGGAUUGCUUUAUUGUAACAAGGAUGAAAAGGCUUCUCUGUUAAGUACAAAAGGUUCACUUUUUUUGUGUGUAAUUAAUGAUUUUUGUUCACUGCUUUUCGCAAUGUCUCUUUAGCCUGAUGUGGAUUCGUCUGGCUUUUGUCUGUGUUGUGGUGCAGACAGCUGUGUACCAGCUUAUUGAUUUUGAUUGUUGGAGGUACAAGUCUCAAGCAAGGUUGCUUACUUUUUAAAAUUUUUCUUUCUUUCUGUUGGAAUGCUUGUCGAAUUGUUGUGGAUAUCUGAUUUCUGAUUGUCUUUUUUUCUCAGCAGUCAUUAAUGUUGUUUCUCUAUGCAAACUGAAUCAUGGUGCAGAUUGUGCCUAGUGUAAAACAUGCAUGCCAAACUGGGUUCCUUCCAGGCCACAGCUCUGCAGUCAUUAGCAAUUUCCCUGGUCUAACACUCUGAAUCCGAUGUUUGAGGCUGAAUGCUGAAGUAUGCGGCCUUCAGUGGCUGAAGUCUGACACAUGGUUUGAGAAUCCCUGUAGACAGCACAACUUGGUCUAAGCUUAGUUUGUGUACAGAAAACACCCUGAAGUAAUGGGUCAUAAUGGUUUGUAUGUGACAAUGCAUUUCACUCCUGUAUUGCUUCAGCAAUGGUUCAGAGGAAAGUUCUGCAGUGACAUCGUUGUUGACUUUUUUUUUUUUUUUUUUUUAUA